Molecule: messenger RNA, 1473 nt
Organism: Metschnikowia bicuspidata var. bicuspidata NRRL YB-4993
Lineage: Eukaryota; Fungi; Ascomycota; Pichiomycetes; Serinales; Metschnikowiaceae
Gene: GSH2
Product: glutathione synthase
Exons: 1
Coding region: 1-1473 (490 amino acids)
Biological process (GO): glutathione biosynthetic process
Cellular component (GO): cytosol
Molecular function (GO): glutathione synthase activity; ATP binding; glutathione binding
Source: RefSeq, a predicted model, not a curated record
AUGACUCACAAAGAAUUUCCAGCUCUUAGUGCUGACAACAAAGAUCUCCUAGUAGAGGAACUUCUCCAAUGGUGCUUGGCCAAUGGGUUGGUCAUGUACCCGCCCAACUUCCACAAGUUUUCUGCCAACAACGCUCCCAUCACAUUGUUCCCAACUCCCUUUCCCAAGGACAUGUUUGAGCGUGCAGUCGCGGUCCAAAAACUGUUCAAUUCAUUGUAUGCCAGCGUGGUGGCUCGCCAGAAACCCUGGCUUUUGGAGGUGGUCAGCAAAUUGGCUGUUUUUGACGCCGGCUUCACGGGCAAACUCUAUGAAACCUACACCAAGGCUGUCGAAAUAGGCGGCGGGUCGGUGGUGCAGCCGUUGACUUUGGGGGUGUUCCGCUCAGAUUAUAUGUACGACGAGUUGACCCAUGCUAUCAAGCAGAUCGAAUUCAACACUGUGUCUGUCUCCUUCGGUGGCUUGUCCUCCAAAGUAGGCCAUGCCCACACGUACUUAAACAAACGCGGGAGCUACGACGACAAGUACUCGCAAAAGUUUUACCAAGAUGAAGAGCUUCCGAUCUCCAAGUCCAUUUCUGAGAUCGCGCUGGGUCUAGCUAAGGGCAACUUCUUCUAUAAUGAUCACAAGGAAAACACCAGCACUGUGAUUUUGUUUGUGGUUCAAAAUGGCGAGCGCAACUGCUUUGAUCAAAGGCAUAUCGAGUACGAGUUGCUAGAGAAACAUGGCUUGAAAUCGUACAGACUCAGUCUCGAGCAGAUCCAAGAGCACACCACCAUCAAUCAAGGAAACUUGUAUAUCAAGCUGACGAUGGAUGAGGUCUCUGUGGUGUACUAUAGAUCGGGAUACGCGCCUCUGGACUACGAGAGUAAUCCAGAAGCCACAUGGGACGCCAGACUCCAUCUCGAAUCUACGAAAGCAAUAAAAUGUCCGUCUCUUUUGACUCAGCUCUCAGGUGCAAAGAAAAUACAGCAGGUCUUAACUGUGCCUGAGGUUGUAAGAUCGUUUUUGCCUGAUAUAUCCACCAAGGAACUCGACAACCUCUUAUCGACUUUUGUGAAAAUCUACCCUCUCGAUGAUUCGGCGGAAGGGACAGCAGCAAAAAAGCUAGCUUUUGAAUCUCCGGAGAAGUUUGUAUUGAAACCACAACGUGAGGGCGGUGGUAACAAUGUCUACAAGCAAAACAUCCCUGGCUUCUUAAAAUCAUUAAACGAGAAGGAUUGGGGCGCUUACAUUUUGAUGGAACUUAUCAAUCCGCCAACACAUGGGAACACCAUCUUGAGGAAUGACGAGUUGUACCAAGAAGACAUAAUAUCUGAGUUGGGAAUUUUCGGGAACGUGGUGUUCAACGAAAACACUGGCGAUGUGCUCUUGAAUGAGAAUGCGGGAUUUUUGUUGAGGUCCAAGUUUAGCUCUAGUGACGAAGGAGGAGUGGCGGCAGGUUUUGGUUGCGUUGAUAAUGUCUACCUCUACUAA